AUGGGGCCAGCAGAAACAGUACCACAGCUUCUCACGAGCCAGAACUCUAGUGAUGCUGAUGGCGCCAACUUGGAUCCAAACAGCUUCUUUGGAUACAGUCCGGGUUCGUCUAAUGGAGGCUCUUCAGAAUGCCCACGUCUGGUGGAUCAGAAAGUCCAAGAUAUACCUAUUGCGAUUGUGGGUAUGGCAUGCAGGUUGCCUGGUGAAUGCUCAUCGCCCUCUAAGUUGUGGGAUUUCCUUUGUGAGGGAAAGAGCUCUUGGAAGCCUAAAGCACCCAAAGACCGGUUCAACUGGGACGCUUUCUCCCAUGAAGAUCCAGAUUUUGAAGGCACAUUCUCUGUAGCCGGUGGUCAUUUCAACGACUACAUCGAUCUGACACGGUUCGAUUCGGCCUUUUUUGGAUUACCGCCAUCUGAAGCAAGGAUCCUCGAUCCACAGCAGAGGCUUCUGCUGGAAGUAUCUUAUGAGUGCCUGGAAAAUGCAGGGAUUCCGAUGGAGAAUGUAGCUGGCAGGAAGGUGGGAUGCUUUGUUGCAUUCUCUAUGGGAGAAUACGGCAGGCUAUGGGACAAAGAUCUUGAGGUGCAGCAAAACUACCACGCUGUCGGGACAGGCGAGGCCAUAUAUGCCAACCGCAUUUCCCAUGUCUAUGACCUCGCGGGACCCAGUGUGUCGUUCGACACGGGUUGCUCCGGAGGCAUGGUUGGCCUUGACAUGGCCUGCAAUUACCUGUCCAGAGGGGCCAUAGAUGGUUGCUUCGUUGGAGCGAGCAAUCUGACGCUGCUCCCGGAGGUCCUGGGCAGAAAACCACGGCUGCUCUCACGGAGCGGGAAGUGCCACACCUUUGAUAGCGCUGCCGAUGGCUUUUCGCGCGCUGACGGCACCAGCGUUGUCUUUCUUAAGCGUCUGGAUGAUGCAAUCCGAGACCGUGACCCCAUCCGUGCUGUCAUCAAAGCUGUCUCCACCAACUUUGACGGCAGGACACCGGGCAUCUUGAUGCCGAGCAAGGAGGCGCAGAUGGCCAAUAUUCGCCAGGCCUACACGAAAGCUGGGAUUCACAACUUAGGCGACACUGCAUAUUUUGAAUGCCACGGGACGGGGACGCCCACUGGGGAUCCCAUUGAGGUCGAUGCCAUCGGACGCAUUUUCGCAUCGUCCAAGUCAGCCGAUGAUCCUCUCUUGAUCGGCUCCGCCAAGACGAACUUGGGCCAUUCCGAGGCAGCGAGCGCCUUGACCCAUAUCAUCAAGGCGUCCUUCAUUCUAGACCUGGGCCUGAUCCCAUCAACAGUCGGCAUCACGAAUUUGAAUCCCGCUAUCGACUUCUACCAAAACAGGAUCAAGGUGGUUCAAGAACUCACACCUCUCCCCAAGAAGGAAAUCAGAAGAGUCAGUAUACAGGCAUUCGGAUAUGGCGGAGCAAAUGCACACACGAUCCUUGAGUCUGCCAAGGACCAUCUAAAAAAUACAUGGGAAGCAGACCGCUGCACAUACCGGUACUCCAGGAAGUAUCUGUCCCAGCAAGUCCCAGACAUGAACGCCGGCCAAGUCAACGAUGAUCAAGAGCAUGCUUGUCGUCCAUAUCUUAUGAUCUCAUCAGCCAAUGAUAUACACUCCUUGCACCAAAAUAUCCAAGUUAUCCAUGAUCAUGUCAUGGAUCCAAAUACGACAGUUGAUAGGCUUGACCUAGCCUAUACUUUGGGUAUGAGGCGCUCGAAGCUCUUCUACCGUGGCUUCUCUGUUCUUGGCGCAGACAAGCCCAUUACUGAAGCUUUGAAGCUGGAGGCCUGGACAACUGGCAAGAAGGAAUAUCCAGCACCGCCCAGGAUCGGCUUCAUCUUGACCGGCCAGGGUGCCCAACGGGGGCAGAUGGGCAAACACCUGAUCGAGCAAUUUCCCUCAGUCGGCGCAACGAUGCUGAGGCUCGAUAAGUGCCUCGAACAACUACCAGAAUGCAACCGUCCAGACUGGUCCAUACGAGAAGAGCUCCUCAAGCCAGAAGAGAUGACACGGGUGAACGACCCGCGAUUCUCCCAGCCCCUCACCUGUGCUUUACAGAUCGCCAUCAUCAAUCUUCUUAGACAGUGGGGAAUUACCCCUACAGCUGGUGUCGUGGGCCACAGCUCGGGAGAAAUACCUGCUGCAUACGCCGCCGGCCUUAUCACUGAACGCAUGGCCAUUAUGAUAGGCUAUUUCCGUGGAUUCUCCAUCACCACUGAGCUUAGCAGCGAGGACAAAUUGUGGGCAGACGCGAGCAUGCUUGCCACCGGUCUGGGCAAGGAGGCCGCGCAAAAGUACUUAGACGACCUCGCGGAUACAGACCUUGUUGUGGCCUGUGACAACAGCCCAGAAAGUACCACAAUUUCUGGUGGUGUUGAGGCGCUGAACAAACUGCAGAAGAGACUGGAGGCCAAAAGGAUCUUCGCAAGACGGCUCAAGGUUACAAAGGCCUACCACAACCCCAAUUACAUGUCUGGGUAUAGUAUCAUUUUCAAGAAGGCGCUCGAGCAGGCCGCCACCUUCGUUGACGAUGAGGCGGUUCCCGUACGAAAUGUGUGUCCCAUGUUCUCAACAGCUAUCAAGGACCUGAAACUUCAGCCAGCCGAUGUGCAGACCGGAGAGUACUGGCGGCGCAACAUGGAAUGUCCCGUUCUCUUUAACGAGGCAGUAAAUGCCAUGUUAGAUGAGCCGAAUGAGACGCGAGCGCAGGUUUUCAUCGAGAUCGGGCCGUCAUCGACGCUCAAGGGGCCGGUGAGACAGAUACUGGCUACCGUGUCUGCUACCAAGAGCCUUGCGCCAGAAGAGGUCCCGAGAUACAUGCCGACACUGAUUGGAGGUUCAAAUUCGGCAGAGGACAUGCUUAAGACAGCCGGUACGUUGGUUAUGAUGGGCUGCCCUGUGGACACAGAGAAGGUGAACAGCAUGGAAGUGAAGGUGGAGUCCGCCACCAAAGGCAGAAGUGGAACAACGACGGUGAUUUCGUACAUCACGGGCAAACAAAUCGUCGACCUGCCUAACUACGCCUGGAACAAGACCAAAUCCAUGUGGUACGAACCUCGAGCCUCAAGAAACCACCGAUUCAAGCAGUUCAGGAGGCAUGAGAUUCUCGGCUCACGUGUCCCGGAUGGAAACCCCAUGGUGCCCACCUGGCGCAACCUACUCUCACUGGCCAACACCAAAUGGCUGCCACAUCACAAGCUGCAUGAUGACAUUGUCUUUCCGGCCGCAGGAUAUAUCUCCAUGGCAAUCGAAGCGGUGAGGCAGUACACACAUGACGCCUCGCAAGCUGUCCAGCUCCGCAAUGUUCAAGUCCGGAGCGCCCUAGUCAUGAACGUCGGCAACAACUCUGAGGGCAUCUACACCUUUCUAACACUGACGCGUGACCAUGCUGACUCCAAAUGGUUCGACUUCACCAUCUGCAACCAGCACACUGACGUUCACUGUUACGGGCAGAUCUCUGCUGUGGACAAGCGUCCUGUAUCCGACAGGGUCCUUCACGAUUUGUACCAAGAUGCACAGUGGGCUACCAGCGGUGCCUCAGGACGACAAUGGUACAAGCACUUCUCACGUAUCGGGUUCAACUACACUGAGAGUUUUCAGGUCAUCCAGACCGUCAGAACCCAGGCGGUGACGGCUGAAAAUACCGCAGGUUCAGCUAUACAUGCUGUUCUGCAGCUUCCUACCCUUUCUGCGCUCAAAUCUCGCUAUCUGGUGGCGCCAGCUAUCAUCGACGGCCUAAUGCAAUGCAUGCUUGCAGCCGCUGCCAAUGGCAAGCCUGGUGCGCUACGUGACUUGUGUGUGCCGACCAAGUUUGAUGAGAUUUACGUUGCACCGCCAUCUCUGUCGACAACGGCGUUGAAUUGCAUUGCGAAUAUUGUUCCUGAGGUCACAGACAGUGAAGCUAGCAAGAGCGGCAUCCUGGGCUCGGCUGAGGCUGUCGACGAGGACGGAAAUGUCGUGGUGCAUAUUCAUCGGCUCGCUUGCACCAAAAUUGAGGGUGCUCCGGCGGCGGCGGUCGACGGUGAUGGUGCUGAUGUGGUCGGUGGUGGCGAACUGACGCAAGUCCACAAGGUCAUCUGGAAGCCCGAUGUCUCGCUUCUAUCAUCCUUUGAUCCAUCGUUCCGAGAGAAGUUACGUGAGUCAAAGACUGGAACACUGUCUAUUUUAUUUGAUCUUUUGGCGCACCAAGACCCGGCUGCUUCGUACUUGGAGAUCAAUGGCGGCAGAGGGAACGUGUCGGUCGAGAUUCUGAGUGCAUUGGGAGCGGCAACCGUAUCCCCAAUGUUCGCAUCCUAUACAAUCACAGAAAAUAACGACGAGAUCUUGUCGAUGGCUGAAGAUAAGCUUGGGUCUCAUUUUCCCAGAGCUCAUAAUAUCUCGUACAAGACGCUUGCUAUCGAGAGCAUCGGGGACGGUCCAUCAGAGGAAAAUACUCAUGAUGUCGUCGUUCACAAAGUGAGUACGCGAAUAGUGUCCACGCCUGAUGACUCCUUGAGAGCCGUCCGAAGACUGAUGAAGUCCAACGGCAAACUCAUCCUCCUUGUGGACAAGUCAGCCCUUGUGUCGAGCUGUCUAGAGUGGAAAAAGGCUCUGUCCAGUUCUGGGUUUGGUCUUGUUGACGCAGACUUCAGUGAAAAUACGGAUGACUGGUCGCUGAUUCUAGUCGCAUCCACAACGGAUGGCGUCAACUGUUACCAGCCUGUUCACAGUAUCCUUCACGAGGAGACAAAGGUAUCCAGGAUCAUGUCUUCGAUUCUUUCAGGCAGGACUGAGGGGCAUGACAUGUUUCUGGAGACAGAGGAUGCUGUGCUAGUCUCUGCUGGCGUCCUCAACCCAGGCAUAUUGGCUGAAAUGUCAGAAGAGACGCUCCGUCUCAUCAAGUCGCUCAUCAGGAAAACCUCCAGCUCCUCUGACACUUCCAGCAAGCCGAAUCCAGCCCUCAUCUGGCUAUCUGCUUCUUGCCAGAUGAAUUCUGCUGCUGAGUCAAUGAAUUGCAGAAAAUUCAAUCCUGCUGGAGCCAUGAUUGCUGGAUUGGCAAGAGUUAUUUAUAGGGAAGAACCAGAGGUGUGCUUCAUCACGAUAGACAUUGACUCGUCCACACCUGCAGACGUGCUCACCCGUCUCGUUUUCCGAAUUCUCGAAAAGGUCUCCAAGCAGGGCUCUGCAGAGCGUGAGUUCGCGAUUCGAGGCGGUGUCGCUUAUAUCCAGCGCAUCGUCCCAGAUAGCCAAACAUUCCAAGUCCUGCAUCCUGCACUGGAGCCAGACAGCGAUGAGAACACAGUUGCUAUGACGACAGGAUCGUCAACCUGCGACGUGCAUCCAUCUUGGAAACUUGACAUCCUGCAGACAGGCUUGUUACAGACGCUCACAUUCUCCGAAGUCCCAAGGCUGGAGGGCGACAUGCCACUGGGAGAUCAUGACGUCGAGGUGGAGAUGAAGGCUGUCGGUAUCAACUUUAAGGACGUCGCCAUCUGUAUGGGCAUUCUCCCACAUAAAAACUUCGGUCUCGAGUUUUCCGGUGUCAUAAGUAAGGUCGGAUCCGCCGUCACCAAUGUCAAGGCUGGUGACCGCGUUGCUGGGCUGCCGGCCACCACGCAUGGCGCGUACAGGAGCCACAUCCGGGCGCCAGAUUACCUCUGCUUCAAGAUCCCCGAUGGGAUGACGUUUGAAGAAGCAGCGACGAUGCCAUGCAUCUUUUUCACCAAUAUCCACGCCCUUAUUCAACAGGCCCACAUGCGACCCGGUCAAACCAUCCUCAUUCACUCGGCAGCUGGAGGCGUCGGUCUCUCGGCCAUUCAGCUGGCCCGUUACCUCGGAGCUGGUGCCAUCUAUGCCACAUGUGGCAGUGAGGAGAAGCGUAAGUUUCUGGUCAAUAAUAUGGGCCUAAACCCGGCCAACAUCUUCAACUCGCGCACGACGCAGUUCCAGCGGGACAUCAUGCGCGCCACAAGAGGUAAGGGCGUCGAUAUCGUCCUGAACAGUCUCUCUGGCGACUUGCUGGAUGCUUCAUGGGCUUGCGUGGCUGAGACUGGUUGCCUGCUCGAGGUCAGCCGGGUUGACUUCCUCAAGAGAAACAAGUUGCAGAUGAGGAAGUUCUGCCAAUCGACCAGCAUUCAUGCCAUUGAUGCCAGUCAAGUCAUGAUGCUUGCUAACGUCUACAGGGCGACCAAGAUCAUGCAUGACCUCAUUCACCAGAGAGUCAUCACGCCCAUCCAGCCUAUGCAUACCUUUACCUUGGAUGAACUCGAGAGUGCUUUCCGGCUAAUGCAGAGCGGCAAGUCGCUCGGUAAACUGGUCAUCCGAAAUGCAGUAGCGCCUGACAAGCAAGUCAAGAUCCGCCGUUGUCCAGUGUUUGACCGCGUCACCUUUUCGCCAGACGCCUCAUAUCUCCUCAUCGGAUGCCUGGGUGGUAUCGGACGCAGUAUCACUCGUCGCUUAUUCGACAAAGGCGCCAGGAGUUUCAUCAUGCUGUCGCCCAGCGGCGACGACAAGCCUGAGGCACACGCUCUGGUCGGCUGGCUCCGGUGCUCCGGCGCGUCUGUCAAGGUGGUGAAGGGCAGCGCCUCCAACAUGGAAGAUGUCCAGAGAGCUAUGGGCAUGGCGCCGGCUGACAGGCCGGUCAAGGGAAUGAUACACUCGGCAAUGGUCUUGAAUGACACACCGUUUAUGACGCUUCAGAGUCCCGCUGAGUUUACCAAGGUCUCUGAUCCAAAGGUUCGCGGCGCCUUCAAUAUGCACAUGGCUUCGCUUGACCUCCCUACGCCGCUCGACUUUUUCAUCAUGCUGUCUUCGGUUUCGGGAAUCUUUGGGCAGUAUGGCCAGUCCAGCUAUGCUGCUGCCAACACCUACCUUGACGCUCUGGCUAUGCACAGGAGGGGCAUGGGCCUUGCUGCUACGAGCAUCGACCUCGGUUUCGUCGAGGAUGUGGGAUGGACCACCGAGAAUGAGGACCUUGACGCCAAGAUGGCCGCCAUGGGUAUCUUGACCGUCAGGGUGCAGGAGGCUGAACUGCUUAGGCUACUUGAGCUUGAGAUCUUUAGGUCAACUAACGAGAGAACCUGGAAGGGCGACCAAUUAUCGGCGGACUCGUUGAUGACCUUCGAAUGUCAAGCACAGACUGUGUUCGGUCUCUCUUCCACCACUUCGAAGCCGCCCAAGACGUACUCGGCACCCCGUUUGAGGGCUUUGCUCAACACUGGUAGCACCUCUGACGGCUCAAGCCCUCCCAGCGGACAAUCAGGACCUAGUGCGGCACUCAUUCAGGUUCUGAAAUCGACAAACCCGCGACCGGUUCUGGAAGCUAUCAGCCCUCUGGCCUUGGAAGCAGUGGUGCUGAAGAUGUCCGAGUUCUUGCUUGUCUCGGUCGAGGACAUUGACGGGGAGAGAAGCCCAGAGAGCUUCGGUGUUGAUUCUCUUGUUGCCGUUGAGCUGCGGACUUGGUUCAGAGACGGGUUCGGAAUUACUGUAAGCACAAUGGAGAUUUUGAAAUCGUCGAGUUUCAGGAGUCUAGCCGAGACGGUGGCGAAGAAGAUGUUAGAUAAAGUAGAAGCCAAAGCUUCAUGA
This is a messenger RNA of Cryphonectria parasitica EP155, 7557 nucleotides long. RefSeq lists its product as uncharacterized. The record is from RefSeq and is a predicted model, not a curated record. Gene Ontology annotation, biological process: secondary metabolite biosynthetic process; fatty acid biosynthetic process. Gene Ontology annotation, molecular function: zinc ion binding; oxidoreductase activity; fatty acid synthase activity. The transcript has 6 exons. NCBI's taxonomy places the organism in Eukaryota, Fungi, Ascomycota, Sordariomycetes, Diaporthales, Cryphonectriaceae. The coding region runs from base 1 to 7557 and encodes 2518 amino acids.